Molecule: messenger RNA, 2907 nt
Organism: Exophiala bonariae
Lineage: Eukaryota; Fungi; Ascomycota; Eurotiomycetes; Chaetothyriales; Herpotrichiellaceae
Exons: 3
Coding region: 1-2907 (968 amino acids)
Biological process (GO): actin cytoskeleton organization
Cellular component (GO): plasma membrane
Molecular function (GO): protein binding
Source: RefSeq, a predicted model, not a curated record
AUGGCACUCCAAACCCUGCCCCGCCAGGGCCUCGAUCUUUCACCUGGUGAUCUUCUGGUCGUCAUUCAUGACUUCGACGCCAGAAGCCCGGAUGAACUCGACCUGCGCAAGACUGAUCACAUUGAAUUGGUCGAGCUAGACAAUGGUUUUGGUGAUGGCUGGUAUCUGGGACGACACCUUCGUUUGGGCGUCACCGGCUUAUUUCCGGGGGUCUAUACUGCCAAACUACCCUCCCAGUUUUCUCCAUUGCUCUCCCCACAGAGAACCAUUCUUCGUGACCCUCCAAAGAUCGAGACCUCAGCUCCCUCUCCCACCACCGCUGAUGCGCCACCUCCAGUCUACACCCAAUUCACCAACCCCACAAAUCCCACCAGAUCUUCGAUUCCACCAUCCCCAACUUCCUACUUUCCGGGAGUCUCAAGAAGUAUCGGCCAAGCUCUUGCCGACUCUUCGACUGGGGAAGACUCUCCUGUCAUGAAUGAAACACUCAGCGUCAUAGACGAACACAUCACCGAUCUGAGUACUCCGCGCCAGAGUCUGGCUCCCCCUCGUCCCCUUACCGAUGACUCGGAAAGCGACUACAGCAGUCACCUGGACCCUGUCUCCUAUUCGUACGUCGCUGGUCCAGAAACAGACAGUGAGGAGAAUCCUCCAUUGACCGAGGCCCAAGUCAAGCGAUGGAAUUCCAAAGAGACCGCUGACCACUUGAGAUCCAUCGGUGUCGACGCCAAACAUUGUGAUAUCUUUCAAGAACAGGAAAUCACCGGCGAUGUCCUGCUAGAGAUGGAUCAGUCAUUCUUGAAUAUGAAGGAAUAUGACUUUGGCCUGAUGGGGAGACGCCUCAAGACCUGGCAUAAGAUUCGCGAAUUCCAGGCAGAGGUCCGCAGCACUUCCGGCUCACGCAAGGGAAGCCUCAAGCAGAACAUCUCCUCCGAGGAAGUGAACCGCAUGCAUUCCCGGGGCAUGUCUGGCACCACCAUUUUGCCCCGUAUCCCUAGUUUGAUGGAGGAGCCAGGCUUGUCGAUUCGUCCACCGGCACCCUACGUUCAUCUCUCGGGUGACUCUUCCAUGUCUCCAAGCUCGUUUGCCCGGCCAAAUCUCGAGACCAACACUCCUCCCUCUUCAUGGCGAGCAUCCGUGGCUGCCGAAAGUCCCGGUAGACCUUCAGCUGCCUCAAUCCGCGAAAUGUCGCAUUCUCGACGGCAUUCGUCGAUUGAAGCCGUCAAAGCGGCCCAUCAUGAUCUGCAUUCGACCACAUCCAGUUCUCAUACUUCACAUAAAAAGAACGCUUCAUUCGAUCGAGAUUGGUCGAUGAGCAAUGCCACCACUGCAACGACCGGGCCGAGUACCCCGUCACUCAGCUUGACCACCGGCACCAAACGAGAAAGCCUGGAUCUUGCUACCAACUUGCCGUUUGAUGGUGAUCACCAUACCAUUGAACUUGAUCGAGGGUAUUUUAGCGGAAAUGAGGUGGAUAAUCGGAAGGUCCGGAAUCUUCUUAAAAAGCGAGAUUCUUUGGGCAGCCCUGGUCAUUCUCGCCAAUCAAGUAUGCUCGACGAGCCUAGCAAAUCGGUUGCUCCAAAGCGACAUUCUCGUUUGAGCAGCGUCGAUUCUAUAAGAGAUCGCAACAAUACUGCGCUCUCUCCGGCAGCAAAAGCGUAUCAUAGCAGAACCUAUAAAGGCCGUUUUCGUUCGGCUAGUGCCCGGAGUUUGAAUUUGGCCAAAUCUCCCAUUGCUCCAUCACCUACCGUCACAAAUCUUGAGGAUGACAACCUGUCCUCCGUCUCCUCUCCGAAGGUGGGCAAUGGCACGCCAUCCCCCGCAGCAAUGAGUACGGUGCCGUGGACAACAUCACAAAAAGCGAGAAAAUUGCUCGGCCUGCGCGCGGCUUCGGAAGCGGUCACCGGGAGCGAGAAGGAAGCUGCUAGUGGCUCACCCAUCACCUCAGAACCUUUGAGAGAAUCACCUCCUGCUUCUACUACUGGUUCCCUGACCCCGUCACUCACAUCGAAAAGUGUCGAUGUCGACAGUACUGAUACAUUAUCGAAAGAGAUGAGCGAACAGCUAUCCGCAACUGGUCCUCUUCUUCACACCAAGACUGCCGUCCGGACCAAACCCAAAACCAAACAACAGACGAGCGCAUACAGACGCGGCUUGCUACACCUAUCACCAGCGGAGGCACGCCAACACUGUGACCAUCAUGGUUGGAUGAAGAAGAAAUCAGCAGGACUGAUGGCAAGCUGGAAGCCUCGCCUGUUCAUUCUCCGAGGCCGCCGGUUGUCCUACUAUUAUUCCGAGAAUGACACAGAAGAGCAAGGCAUAAUUGACAUUUCGGGGCAUAAGGUCCUUGUGGCUAACUCGGAUCCCAUCAUCACGAUACACGCAACCAUAACGGGGGCUUCGCUUUCUCCGUCCAUCGGCGCGGGAAGCUCACCGGAAAAGAUACUCCCUAAUUCACCACGCACUUCGGGUGGCGCACCCUUUUACUUCAAACUUGUGCCGCCCAAAGCUGGGGCCUCGAGAGCAGUUCAAUUCACCAGGCCGACCGUAUACUACUUUCAAGUGGACAGCAUCAAUGAAGGGAGGAAAUGGAUGGGGGAGAUUAUGAAAGCGACCAUCGAGCACGAUCUUUCUAGUUUCGAAACGACAAACCGACAAACCACCAUUAGCUUGGCCAAAGCCCGAGCAAGAAAGGAGCGGCCGCCCGCCUUGAAGGGGACGGAAAACAUUUCAGAGUUGGCCGAGCAGCCGACACCCGCUGAAGAGAAGAGCCAGCAAGAAAGUGGAUUGAAUAUACAGGGACUCGAAUUUGAUGACUCGAAGAUCGAUCUGAAAUUGGAUACCAAUCGACUGAGUGGGCUGCAACCCGUUGCCGAGGAUCCAGAUGCCAAAGUAGCAACAACAUAA